Molecule: messenger RNA, 321 nt
Organism: Protopolystoma xenopodis
Lineage: Eukaryota; Metazoa; Platyhelminthes; Monogenea; Polystomatidea; Polystomatidae
Source: the annotation of a GenBank genome assembly
AUGAGACCUUCCGGCCUGGCCGAUGCUGUUUUGCGUCGCUAUUCAGGCCAGCUGACCAGUCUACAAAUCAGAUGGGCUCGAGAGCUGCUUUCAUACCUGCACCAUUUUUGCACAGAGAUCUUCACCGAUUUGGUAAUGUUAUGUGGACCCCCAGUAGCCGAUGCCAAGGCUGAUCUGCCAGUGGGAUCAAGUGAAGAGUAUGGAAGCAAAGAGUUUCAAACGCAGCAUAGGAGCCCAACCAAUAAGGACCGACUACUUGACUACUUACCUGCAAACUGGACCACCUGGCAGCAGAAUUUAGGGGUAAGCUUUCAUUUUUAG